Molecule: messenger RNA, 679 nt
Organism: Zeugodacus cucurbitae (melon fly)
Lineage: Eukaryota; Metazoa; Arthropoda; Insecta; Diptera; Tephritidae
Gene: Lamtor3
Product: ragulator complex protein LAMTOR3 homolog
Exons: 3
Coding region: 154-528 (124 amino acids)
Biological process (GO): cellular response to amino acid stimulus; positive regulation of TOR signaling
Cellular component (GO): Ragulator complex
Source: RefSeq, a predicted model, not a curated record
CAACCCUAUUGGUCUACUUGAUUGGUCAGCUGUUCAGAUGCAAUUGGUAAAUUGUCAAAAUAAAGUGUUGAUGUGAAUUUGGGAUUGUUUUGGUUUUGAGUUAGUUUUUGUAAGUGGAAUAGUGUGCCCAGAAUUCGUUAAAUCUGUACAAAUAUGACGGAUGAAGUAAAGAAAUAUUUCAAUGGGCUACUGCAUAAGGUCAAUGGUCUCUACAUAAUACAAGUUACCGACAGGGAUGGAGUGCCACUCUUGCGAGUAAGUCAGGAUAAGAAUGUGGACUUUGCGCUAAUGCCUUCAUUUAUACCAACUUUUGCGACGGCCAGUGAGCAAGCCGGAAAAUUGGGUUUGGGACGUAACAAAGUAAUUAUAUCGAUGUAUUCGAAUUAUCAGGUGGUGCAAAUGAACAAAUUGCCACUGAUUCUAACUUUUGUAGGAGGCGAGCACUGUAAUACGGGCCAUAUAUUAGCUCUGGAACACCAAUUAGACGCGCACUUAGAGGACAUUAAAUUGGCUGUAAAUGAGGCGUAAUCGAAUUUUACAUUUUCACUUUUCUAAAAGCAUAUAUGUACAUAUAAACAGCACAGACAUUCAAUGUGAAAUAUUUUUCCAUCAGCGUAUAUUGCACUUGAUAUGCUCCGAUUUUCUUAAUUGAUUUUUUUUUAAUAAAAAUCAAAACACA